AUGGGCGAAUUUUCACGUACAACGGUCGAAGUAGCCAGGUCGUUGGUGGGCAGAGCGGCUUCUGGGCAGGGCGGGGUUUUCUCAGGCGACAAUCCAUCUAAAUACAAUGCGAGUGACCCCAUCCGUUUAUGGAUUAUUCAAUUAGUGAUAAUCAUGUCUAUGAUCCAGUUUCUCUCGCUCAUAUUUUCACGUAUUCGCCAACCCCGUGUAAUUGCCGAAGUCAUUGGAGGUGUCUUUCUUGGACCCACAGUAAUGGGACGAAUUCCAGGUUUCACCGCUGCCAUCUUUCCAGGCGCCGGCAUGCCCUUGCUCAAUCUCACGGCUAAUAUCGGCCUGGUCCUGUUCCUGUUCUUGGUGGGACUGGAAAUUGAUACGCGUUUAAUGAAGAGAAACGUAAAAGCCGCAGUUUCCAUUUCUGUUGCCGGUUUACUGUUCCCUCUUGGGCUCGGCGCUGGGCUCGGCGUAGGCGUGUACCGCGAAUUCAUUGAUCCAAGCGUCAAUUUUGGCUACUUUGUCCUCUUCACUGCGGUUGCUGUCGGUAUUACCGCCUUCCCCGUCUUGUGCCGUAUACUUACGGAGUUGAAACUCCUGGAUACGACAGUCGGAGUGGUGACACUAUCCGCCGGAGUUGGUAAUGAUGUCGUUGGAUGGAUCCUUUUGGCUUUGACAGUUGCUCUCGUCAAUGCCUCAUCCGGCCUCACCGCUCUAUGGGUACUACUCACCAGUGUCGGCUACGUGAUAUUCCUCAUAUUUCCGGUUAAAUGGGCGUACAUCUGGUUGAGCAGAAGAACAGGAAGCUUGGACCAAGGGUCGCCGACGACGUCGAUGAUGACUGUGACUCUGCUUAUCGUCUUCAUAUCUGCCUUCUUCACGGAUAUCAUUGGAGUUCAUCCUAUCUUCGGUGGGUUUUUGGCAGGUCUUAUCGUUCCUCACGAAAAUGGGUAUGCAAUUUCCUUGGUGGAAAAGAUAGAAGACUUAGUCACCAUUUUGUUCUUGCCUCUUUACUUCGUCUCAUCCGGGUUGAAUACCAAUCUUGGACUGCUCAACAAUGGCGUUACUUGGGGCUACACCAUCCUCAUUUGUUUAGUCUCCUUCUCGGCCAAGUUCCUUGCCUGUGGUGCAACAGCCUUUGCAACAGGUUUCAACUGGCGUGAAGCCGGAGCUAUUGGAUCUUUGAUGAGUUGUAAAGGUCUCGUCGAGCUCAUUGUGCUCAACGUUGGUCUCCAAGCUGGCGUUCUGGAUACUCGCACCUUCUCCAUGUUCGUUCUGCACGCGAUCGUCUUGACGUUCAUCACGACACCUCUUGUCCUGCUAUUUUAUCCUUCGAGAGUUCGUGUUCAUGCCUCUGGGGCCAAUGAUGUGCCCAAACUCGAAGGAGAAAUUGAAGCUGGUUUGCCUCGCAAGCCUUCCUCUGACGAUGAAGUCAGGACGAGGUUUGCGGUUGUAUUAGACAAGAUUGAACAACUGCCGGCUGCGAUGACGCUGUCUCAGCUCUUGCAGCCUUCUUCCGUGUCAACAGACACAUUCAUCUCGUCUCCUGAUGAAAAAGGGUCAACUCUGGAAGAGCGGACUCCCAGUCCAGUACCUCGGAUAUCCAUUGACGCUCUUCGCCUCAUUGAGCUCACGAACCGCACAUCGGCUGUCAUGCAAUCCACAGAGUCUGACUCUCUGUUGCAGAGCGAUUCCGUUUUGUCCAUCUUCCGCACAUUCGGUCGUCUUAACAAACUAGUUGUGUCCACCGCUCUCUCUGUUAUUCCCUACGAUGAAUUCCCGGCCGCUAUCUCCCACCACGUUACUGGUUCCGACUCUCAGAUAGUUAUCCUUCCGUGGUCACGAGGUCCUGGUGCCAUUGCCGCAUCGGACAACGAUGGCAAAACUGGAGGUGCACGUAAUCCUUUUGACGGUGUCUUCCAAAAAUCAUAUACCCAAGACCAGACAAGCUCUGUCGUAUAUUCGGAGCUCAUACGCAAGGUUUUCCUUAGUUGCCCGACAGACGUCGCACUGUUUGUUGAUCGUGGCCUGAACCAUGGGCCCAAUCAGCAGCUCAUUCUACCCUUCUUUGGAGGACCGGAUGAUAGGCUGGCUCUGCAGUUUUUGGUUCAGCUGUGUGUGAACACUGGGGUGAAGGGCGCCGUGGUUUGGAUAACCAAGACGGAUAAUCCCUUGACGCCCACGAGCACAGCAGGAUCUAAUUUGAAGAAGCCGACGGAGGAUACGAGUAGGACGGGGACAGUGCAUCUGACUAUGGCCGCUGCUGAUACGAUGUAUGGAUGCCAAAACACAGAAACGAUGCUUGCGAGCGAGACGGCGGAUAAUUUGGUCUGGAACAAGUAUACCUCGACCCCGGUGUCUGGUCACAGAGCGGCGAUUGCAUCUGCGCUAUCUCGGAUAACGUUCUCCAAACAAGAGGCUUCUGAACCGUUGCGUGCUGUUUUGGAACUCGUCCGCGCGGAGCGUAGUGGGGUGAACGUUAUCGUGAUGAUGGGCAGGUCGAGGCGGAUGGCUGUAGAGUCGCAUAAGAGCGAGCUGGCGAAGAUCGUGGCGGAGAAGGGUGCCUCGAUUGGGUCGUCCGUUACCAAAACUCUAGGUGAUGUAGGCGCUGCGCUUGUAGCUGACGGCGCCAAGGCCAGUCUGCUGGUUGUCCAGGCUGCUAUUGCUGCAUCAUGAGUAAUGACGUUUUCUCUCAUACUAUGUACCUUUUUUUGUUUUGCAUGAAUGACCGAUCAUGACUUCUUCACUUUACAUGUAUUGCAUACUGUAUAUAUCAAGUAAAUAUUGGCGAUGCCCGGAUUUUGUUCAAUGGUUGAAAGAUGAC
Molecule: messenger RNA, 2815 nt
Organism: Guyanagaster necrorhizus
Lineage: Eukaryota; Fungi; Basidiomycota; Agaricomycetes; Agaricales; Physalacriaceae
Product: cation/H+ exchanger
Exons: 7
Coding region: 1-2667 (888 amino acids)
Biological process (GO): proton transmembrane transport
Cellular component (GO): membrane
Molecular function (GO): antiporter activity
Source: RefSeq, a predicted model, not a curated record